This is a messenger RNA of Nymphalis io (European peacock), 504 nucleotides long. It is a transcript of the gene HINT1, whose product is annotated as adenosine 5'-monophosphoramidase HINT1-like. NCBI's taxonomy places the organism in Eukaryota, Metazoa, Arthropoda, Insecta, Lepidoptera, Nymphalidae. Gene Ontology annotation, cellular component: cytoplasm; nucleus. Gene Ontology annotation, molecular function: hydrolase activity. The coding region runs from base 55 to 441 and encodes 128 amino acids. The transcript has 3 exons. Gene Ontology annotation, biological process: purine ribonucleotide catabolic process. The record is from RefSeq and is a predicted model, not a curated record.
UUAUAGGUUUGAAUGUCAAGUGAAAAUGAAAAUUAAAAAACACAAAUUAUAAACAUGGCGGGCGGUGAAGUAGAACUCGCUCAAUCUGCUUCUGUUGGAGGCGAUACUAUAUUUGGAAAGAUAUUGAGGAAGGAAAUUCCAGCUAAAUUCGUUUACGAAGAUGACCAGUGUGUCGCAUUCAACGAUGUGAACCCUCAAGCUCCAACCCACAUCCUUGUCAUCCCCAGGAAGCCGAUCUCUCAGCUUUCUAAAGCAGAAGACGAUGAUGAGCAACUCUUAGGUCAUCUGUUAAUCGUAGCUCGUAAGGUUGCUGCUCAACAAGGCCUUGACAAAUCUGGCUUCCGUUUGGUCAUCAAUGAUGGAAAGAAUGGUGCUCAAAGUGUUUACCAUUUGCAUAUUCACAUUCUUGGUGGACGCCAAAUGCAAUGGCCUCCUGGUUAAAAAAAAGCUUGUAACACUUUAGUCUGUGCUCUGUGAUUAAUAAAUCGAAUGUCAUUAAAUGAG